Molecule: messenger RNA, 657 nt
Organism: Halteromyces radiatus
Lineage: Eukaryota; Fungi; Mucoromycota; Mucoromycetes; Mucorales; Cunninghamellaceae
Exons: 1
Coding region: 305-631 (108 amino acids)
Source: RefSeq, a predicted model, not a curated record
CAAAAAGACAAAUAAUAAAGAAAAAAAGAGAGAGAGAAAGGAUGCACAUAUAGGAUGAUGAUGUCGACAUUCCAUCAUCUUCAAUGUCCUUUUGUGUUGAACUGAUAUCAUUGAUCUUCACUCAGUGAUAUAUGAUACCUUUCAUCAAUAUAUGAUGCAAUCACUAUGCUUAUUUUCCUCUUCUUUUUUUUUAAUAGAAAAUAAAAAGGGAUUUAUAAUUAGUUUUCAUUGAUAAAAUAUUCCAUAAGGAAUAGAGUAAUUCUGUAAUAUAUAGAGUUCCCAUCAUUUUGAAGGUUAGUAGCUAAUGGAUGAUGAUGGUAAAUAUGAAUCCAUGGAAUUCGCAUCAGUCAUCUAUAAAAUCUGUCAUAUAGGAGACUCAUAUCUAAUUUUUUUUUCAUUCAAUCAAUCAAUCAUCACUCCAUCAUUCAUAGUCAAAUAUACAGUCAUGAUCAAAACCUGCUCGUUCAUCUUCUUUUUUUUUUCUUCCCUACCGACAGGGCACGUGGUCUAUUUGUUUGUUUUCUGUUACUCUUAUCAUCAUCAUCAAGAUAUCAUUUUUUUCUUCCCCACAUUGUUUAUCCUUUUUUUUUUCUUCUUCUUCUUCUCUUGUAGGAUGAUACUUUUCCAUUAAAAAUUUGACUGCCGUUUUGUUGCGUG